Molecule: messenger RNA, 5317 nt
Organism: Anarrhichthys ocellatus (wolf-eel)
Lineage: Eukaryota; Metazoa; Chordata; Actinopteri; Perciformes; Anarhichadidae
Gene: nckap1
Product: NCK-associated protein 1
Exons: 32
Coding region: 204-3632 (1142 amino acids)
Biological process (GO): neuron projection morphogenesis; cell migration; cortical actin cytoskeleton organization
Cellular component (GO): SCAR complex
Source: RefSeq, a predicted model, not a curated record
AAUAAAAAAAUAAAUAGAAACACAGGGAGACGGUGGGGUGGAGUACAGGAAGCUGCUGAAACAUGGGAGAAAUCUAACAUCGGCACAAACCACACAGCUUCAUUCUUUCUUUCUUCCCAUCACUAAAACCAGAGGCUGCAGGAAGAUUUGUGAUAUUUUUUUCCUUCUUCUUCUCGGAUUGAAUUGGUAGAUUUAACGAGAAGAUGUCGCGCGGAGUGAUCCAGCCCAGCCAGCAGAAGCUGGCAGAAAAGCUCACCAUCCUCAACGACAGAGGCAUCGGGAUGUUGACCCGUGUUUACAAUAUAAAGAAGCAAGGACAAGUUUGGAAGGCGUGUGGCGACCCCAAGGCUAAGCCCUCCUAUCUCGUUGAUAAGAACUUGGAGUCUGCGGUUAAAUUUAUUGUCAGGAAGUUCCCCGCUGUGGAGACACGGAACAAUAACCAACAGCUGGCUCAGCUGCAGAAGGAAAAGUCAGAGAUUCUGAAGAACCUGGCGCUCUACUACUUUACCUUCGUAGAUGUCAUGGAAUUCAAGGACCACGUGUGUGAGCUGCUGAACACCAUCGACGCCUGCCAGGUCUUCUUUGACAUUACGGUGAACUUUGACCUGACCAAGAACUACCUGGACCUGGUGGUGACGUACACGACUCUGAUGACGAUACUGUCUCGCAUAGAGGAGAGGAAAGCCAUCAUCGGACUGUACAACUACGCCCACGAGAUGACGCACGGCGCCAGUGACCGGGAGUACCCACGGCUGGGCCAGAUGAUCGUGGAUUACGAGAACCCUUUGAAGAAGUUGAUGGAGGAGUUUGUUCCUCAUGGAAAGUCCCUGUCUGAUGCACUGAUCAGCCUCCAGAUGGUGUAUCCCAGGAGGAAUCUGUCCGCUGACCAGUGGAGGAACGCCCAGCUGCUCUCUCUCAUCUCUGCCCCCUCCACCAUGCUCAACCCUGCACAGUCGGACACGAUGCCGUGUGAAUACCUGUCACUGGACGCCAUGGAGAAGUGGAUUGUUUUUGGCUUCAUCCUGUGUCAUGCGGUGCUGAACAGCGACGCUGCGGCGUUGUCUUUGUGGAAGCUGGCUCUGCAGAGCUCCACCUGCCUCUGUCUGUUCAGGGACGAGGUGUUCCACGUCCACAAGGCUGCAGAGGACCUGUUCGUGAACAUCAGAGGGUACAACAAACGCAUCAAUGACAUCAGAGAGUGCAAAGAACAGGCCCUGUCUCAUGCAGGCUCGAUGCACAGAGAGAGACGCAAGUUCCUCCGAUCGGCUCUGAAGGAGUUGGCCACUGUUUUAGCCGAUCAACCUGGACUACUAGGUCCUAAGGCGUUGUUCGUGUUCAUGGCGCUGUCGUUUGCACGUGACGAGAUCAUCUGGCUGCUUCGACACGCAGACAACAUCCAGAAGAAAAGCACAGAUGACUUCAUAGACAAACACAUAGCAGAGCUGAUCUUCUACAUGGAGGAGCUCAGAGCUCAUGUCAGGAAGUACGGCCCGGUGAUGCAGCGAUACUACGUCCAGUACCUGUCCGGCUUUGAUGCCGUGGUGCUGAAUGAACUGGUGCAGAACCUGUCUGUGUGUCCAGAGGACGAGUCUAUAAUCAUGUCUUCAUUUGUCAACACUAUGACUUCUCUCAGUGUCAAACAAGUGGAGGAUGGAGAGGUGUUUGACUUCAGAGGACUAAGGCUGGACUGGUUCAGACUGCAGGCCUACACCAGCGUCUCUAAAGCCAGUCUUGGUAUCGCCGAUCACAAGGAGCUCGGCAAAAUGAUGAACACCAUCAUCUUCCACACAAAGAUGGUGGACUCUCUGGUGGAGAUGCUGGUGGAGACGUCGGACCUGUCCAUCUUCUGUAGCUUCUACAGCCGUGCGUUUGAAAAGAUGUUCCAGCAGUGUUUGGAGCUUCCCUCCCAGAGCCGACACUCCAUCUGCUUCCCUCUGCUCUGCACACACUUCAUGUCCUGUACACAUGAGCUCUGCCCUGAGGAGCGGCACCACAUCGGGGAUCGAAGCCUGUCGUUGUGCAACAUGUUUCUGGAUGAAAUGGCCAAACAGGCCAGAAACCUGAUCACUGACAUCUGCACCGAACAAUGUACACUCAGCGACCAGCUGCUUCCCAAGCACUGUGCGAAAACCAUCAGCCAGGCGGUGAACAAGAAGAGCAAGAAGGCGACGGGGAAGAAGGGCGAGCCGGAGAGAGAGAAACCGGGUGUGGAGAGCAUGAGGAAGAACAGACUACUGGUCACCAAUCUGGAUAAACUCCACACAGCACUUUCUGAACUCUGCUUCUCCAUCAACUAUGUUCCCAACCUGGCGGUCUGGGAGCACACGUUCACACCGAGAGAGUACCUCACCUCGCACCUGGAGAUCCGAUUCACCAAGUCCAUAGUGGGGAUGACUAUGUACAACCAGGCUACCCAGGAGAUAGCCAAGCCCAGCGAGCUGCUGACCAGCGUGCGGGCCUACAUGACGGUGCUUCAGUCCAUAGAGAACUACGUCACCAUCGACAUCACCCGGGUGUUCAACAACGUCCUCCUGCAGCAGACGCAGCACCUGGACAGCCACGGGGAGCCCACCAUCACCAGUCUGUACACCAACUGGUACCUGGAGACGUUGCUCCGUCAGGUCAGCAACGGACACAUCGCCUACUUCCCCGCCAUGAAGGCCUUCGUCAACCUGCCCACGGAGAACGAACUGACUUUCAACGCUGAGGAAUACUCCGACAUCUCCGAGAUGCGUUCGCUGUCUGAGCUGUUGGGGCCGUACGGUAUGAAGUUCCUCAGCGAGAGUCUGAUGUGGCACAUCUCAUCACAGGUCGCUGAGCUGAAGAAACUGGUGGUAGAAAACAUGGAGGUGUUGACCCAGAUGAGGACGAGCUUUGACAAACCAGAACACAUGGCCGCCCUCUUCAAGAAACUCACCUCUGUGGACAGUGUGUUGAAGAGAAUGACCAUCAUCGGAGUCAUCUUGUCCUUCCGCUCCCUGGCUCAGGAGGCCCUCAGAGAUGUGCUAUCCUGUCACAUUCCCUUCCUGGUCAGUUCAGUGGAGGAUUUCAAGGACCACAUCCCCAGAGAGACGGACAUGAAGGUGGCCAUGAAUGUCUACGAGCUGUCGUCAGCAGCAGGUCUGCCCUGUGAGAUCGACCCGGCUCUGGUGGUGGCUCUGUCCUCGCAGAAAAGUGGUGAGACGCGCAUGCAGAAAGAGAACAUCAGUCCAGAGGAGGAGUAUAAGAUCGCCUGUCUGCUGAUGGUGUUUGUGGCCGUUUCUUUGCCGACGCUGGCCAGCAAUGUGAUGUCACAGUACAGCCCCGCCAUAGAAGGCCACUGUAAUAACAUCCACUGCCUGGCCAAGGCCAUCAACCAGAUCGCUGCUGCUCUCUUCACCAUCCACAAGGGGAGCAUAGAGGACCGCCUGAAGGAGUUCCUGGCUCUGGCUUCAUCCAGCCUGUUGAAGAUCGGACAGGAGACGGACAAGAUGACGACGCGUAACAGAGAAUCUGUCUACCUGCUGCUGGACAUGAUUGUGCAGGAGUCUCCCUUCCUGACCAUGGACCUGCUGGAGUCCUGUUUCCCUUACGUCCUGCUGAGAAACGCCUACCACGCCGUGUACAAACAGAGCAUCAGUGCUAACGCGUAGACGCUCACUAAACGCACAGCGAAGGCCUAACGUGCCGUCUACCGUCAGAGCGUCGGAGCUCGUAUUUAGACGCACACACGGCAACAAAUACACACUAACGGCAUACACUAAAUACACACUAAACUAUGCCUACAAUGCCUCAAUGUUAAUAUUCCGACAAUACAAAAAGCAUCCGCGUGUGACAUGUACACUAAAAUGUUGACACACUAAACAAGUUCUCUCUAAAUACAGAACCAAUACACUAUAAACACCAAAACAACACAGAAAAACUCCCACAAUCCAGUGCACAAAGACGAGGAGAAGACACUGACAUUACGAAAUGAACAAAAACACACACUAGCUGGAUGAAGUCGGGGGAUCGGUGUCUUUAUUUUAAUCAUUGUACUUUUUCAUUGACGUUGCCAGGGACCACAGCAACACGUAAUAUACCAUAUGUUUGGUUGGUAUAAAAGAACAAAAAUAUAAAUAUAUAGUAUAUAUAUAGUUGACACUAAAAUAUUUUUUUCUUCUUUUUUUCUUCUUUUUCAAUGAAAGAUUUGAGCUUUUUAGUGUCCAGCUGACAAACUUCUAUGUGGUGGUGGAUUUGGAUGCUUACUUUGGGAAUGCAAAUGAUGUGAUGUGGACUUUUAUUUUGUUGCUUUUGCGGAGGAAGAGUUCCUGUGUUGAUAAUGAAAGACGUGUUGCUUGUUAAUGUAAGUUUACAUACUUCUCUACACACUGACAGACAUCCUAAGCAGAUAAACUACAAACUAACACUUCAUAGUGAACACACACACACACACACACACUCUUGUAUAACAUGGUGAUGUUUUUCUUUCUUUCUUUUUUCAAGCUAGUCGUAACUUGAACUUUUUGUGGGUAAAGAUAUAAUAUCUGUAUUCUACUUUGAUGUGAACUGAACUCGUCUUUUUUUGAUGUUUUUGUUAUUUUCACGAUGAUGACUAUUUUGCCAAAUGUGUUGACACUAAAAGUUGUGAAUCAGGGCUUGGAAGUGUUUGGGUGUUAAUGGGUGAAAAAUAAAUGCCAUUUUUAAGUGUCGGGGGCGGUUUGGACGAUGAGACGGUCUGCAGGCAGCUUGGUUAACAGAACGGGGGGGGGGGGCGGCGUCACACAAGAACUUCUUCAGCGGGAAGAAACUUUAAAAACAAAACACAAAAAGUACUGCGGUAAUACUACGGUUUAUACACGGAGCAGCCAGAAAACCUUCAGUAUGCUGCAAAUAUUCCUCACAGCUGUUGUUAGUCAACUCUCUGAUUAAGUAAAGGUCCAGUAGGUGCUACUCUUUUCUUUUUUCUUUUUUGUAAAGUAGAAAUGAACAGCGAUGAUAAUUUAUAAGUUCUCUUUCAGAAUGAGUUCUGCAACUUCUGGCUUCUGAAAAGAGGAAGACAUUCUGCUUUUCUGUGUUUUUUAAUUUUUACAUUUGCAGUCUUGUAGUGCUGGCUACCAACAGGCCCUACUGAACCAGCCGUGGUGGUGGGGGCGGGGGAUAGUGCCUUGCUCAAAGGCACCUUAACAGCAGCUGUUGAAGGUCCACCACCUAGUGUUUAACUUUCAUAGGAGCAAUUCAAUUAACCCAUUCCUCCACAGCGAAACAAGUAAAAUCCUAAUUGAUCUCAGACCUGUGAACGUCUACAAAAAAACCUGGAGCUGCAAUAAGACAAUAAAAUAAAUGUACAUAUAAAUAC